Messenger RNA from Dicrocoelium dendriticum, 2355 nucleotides. Lineage: Eukaryota; Metazoa; Platyhelminthes; Trematoda; Plagiorchiida; Dicrocoeliidae. The record is from the annotation of a GenBank genome assembly.
AUGAAGAAACGUGCAGUCUACGACGAUGAAGUCACUGAAAAACUUGAGAUGAUGUUGGCACUAAUGACGGAUGUUCAAAAACUCAUUGAAUAUAGGUCACAAAUGCCGGUCGCAGAAACAGUUGCCAGCACUGAGAAAACCGACAUCGUCAACACUCCACAGGGGCCCCUUGAUAGAGUCACACAGGUGGCUGAACUGAAGGAGCAGUUAGGCCAAUUGCUAGCGCACCACAGGACAGCGGUUUUUAAUCAAAAUUACCUGGAUAAUCUGAAAACCCGCAGGCUCAAAUUAACAAAUAAGCUGAUGGCCAACACUCGACAGCUUUGUCUGAAAGAGGCUGAAGUUCAACAGGCCAGAAAAGCCGAAGCUCUUGCUAACUGGGAGUUAAUGUUCUUAAAAGCACAAUGCGGUGGGAUGCAUGGAAGGAAUUGGAAAGUGAGCAUAAGGGAAUUUAGGAGACGAAUCAAUUCCAGUCCGAAUCGUUAUCUGAAAGAGCUAGAAGAAUUGGUGGAAACAAAUGACGACCACAUAGUAGACACUGCUGCUCAAAAUCUAGCCAAACUUCAGCGGAAACUUGCCCAAGAAAAGAAUUCACUGAGUCUUGAGGAGAGAACAAGCUACCGGCAAGGGCACACUUCAAUGGAAUCAAAGGAUCAGGUCUACAAAAAAUCCCCUGUCCGUACGAUGGACUGUGCAACGAUGACGAUUACGGUACCCACAGUGACGGCGACAUCACAGACGGAAGCUGAGAAGGAAGAAUUCAGCACUACUGAUACCAACACUCAGUGCGGAGUUUUAUCUGAGUUACAACAACUGGUGAUACAUUUGGGGUAUCCAAUUAAUAAAACCAGUUCGGUUUCGUCGAUAAAGCCAAUCAUGAUGAACAAUGUACAAAACGAGCAAGAUUUAUCAAGUGACCUAGUGUUCAGGGUCUACCACGAAGGCGCAGAAUAUUCAAGUGACCCUUUGAAGAAGCAGUCUGAAGGGCACCUAAAGGAAACUCGAUUCCAGCCGACUUCGGCGCUUAUACAAGCCCAUCCAACAUCCAACACGCUCGAUCUUGAGAAACAAAUGCGGUACGUGGAGCUUUGUCUGCCGUUUGACAACACUCAGUUAAAACAAGAAGUGCGCAUUGAGAUUUGGGACAACGAAAGAAACACGCAGCUUGGUGUUACUUGCGUGAAUAUGGAGGCAUUGAUGGCAUAUCACAAGAACAUGUUCCCAAUCAACAUCGAUGGAACUCUGCCCAGUGCUUCAUCGUGGGUUCUUCCGAUAAUUACCACGUUGCGGCCAGGGAAAAAGAGCCAUAUCGCUGUUUCCACUUGUCUGUCCGCCGCAGUUCUGAUAGAUACAACGCUUUCCUUGGUUAAUAAGUCUUCCUCCAAGCUGUUCAAAGAUACGGAAGCGCAAACGUGCCAAUAUGCUAAUGAAUCGGACUUAGACGAAGAGAUGCAAGCAUCCUCAAGACGCGAAGAAAUUCCCGGAAACAUGCCAUUAGUCGUUUCUGAUGGACAAAGUGACGAAGAUGUCCAACACGAACCUCGCCACUUGGACAGUUCUGCUUCCAAUGGGAUAAAAGAACUCCGAUCUGCGGAUAGCGGCGGUCUAUCAGCACCCACACGUGACCAGUGCACCUACACCCAACUCAGCAGGCAAGCUGCUGUCGUCCUCGUCCAUGAAGAAUCGAGUGCACAUAACGUGAAGGACAGUGAAGUCACCUGGAGAUUUGUGAAACAAGAACAGAUUACAUAUCCGUCCAUGAAGGAUUCAAGCACUCAAACAAUGAGAGGAAAGUCCAAGCUUUCGUCAGCACAAACAGAAAACUUUUCCAAACGUUUGAAGAGAUCUCAAGAUACAGCCUUGGUACACAGGACCGAGUUAAUGACUAACCAACGUAGCCGGGAGGUAUUCAAGACAGAACGACAGUUGACGGCUCAUUACCGUUUGGACAACGUGAACUUUGAAGAUUACCAAAUUUCUGAUCUCUGUAUUCCUGCACUGUUUAUGCCAAUGGGAAAUGCGUCAGGCCGAUAUUACACUCCUCGGGCCCGUGAAUACUUCCAUCCCACAGGAGUGAACAUGCACCGAAUUACACAACCCCCAUCCGUAAUGAACUUGCCGCCAAUGAAGCCUUCAUUCAAAUCUCUGCUCGCUCUUUGCCAACUACGACGCGACAUAGUAGAAAUAUCUUCAUUGAGGUCAGAGCUGACCACCACUAAAUUAGCAGGAAGUUAAUGCCAAUUUCGUCAAUUUCAAGUCGAAACACUUCUGCUGUUGUUUAGGGUGCUGUACCUGUUCUAAGCAAAACAGGGAUUGAGUCAGAAUACCAUGUGUAACACACAAAAUAUACUCAUA